Uloborus diversus is the source of this 1865-nucleotide messenger RNA. Its product is annotated as cytochrome P450 18a1-like. Gene Ontology annotation, biological process: xenobiotic metabolic process. The transcript is spliced from 6 exons. The coding region runs from base 362 to 1786 and encodes 474 amino acids. Gene Ontology annotation, cellular component: intracellular membrane-bounded organelle; cytoplasm. Gene Ontology annotation, molecular function: iron ion binding; oxidoreductase activity, acting on paired donors, with incorporation or reduction of molecular oxygen, reduced flavin or flavoprotein as one donor, and incorporation of one atom of oxygen; heme binding. Lineage: Eukaryota; Metazoa; Arthropoda; Arachnida; Araneae; Uloboridae. The record is from RefSeq and is a predicted model, not a curated record.
GACGAUGUGUGAAUUGAAUUGACCUUUUAAAUUAGCUCCUACUCAGCACUGCGACCAGAAAAAAAUACCAAUCUUGAUCGUUACAUUGUAGCGAAGAAUUCUAUCCACACUCCUACUUUAUAAGAUUAAGAUAAAUUAUUGCACUUCGACCAGUAAAAUAAUCUUGGAUCACAGCUCCUUUCGUUAGAAUGCCAUGAAAAGGAGAAGAAAUAAUUAUAUAAAUAAAGUGAUAAGCGUCCUUGAUAAUCGCUCUUCAAAACCUUUUUUGACAGAACAGAAAAACUUAUCAUGAAGACAAUGGUAUUUUACGCAAUUUAAAUUUAUUUCUAAUAUUAAAAAAAAUCAGUGAAAAUCAGGUACUAUGUAUUCCUUGCCGUUGGCUACUGCUGUGUUGACAUUAUUUAUAACAUGGUUAGCCGUUUAUUUUUGGAAAAGGAACCGAAAACUGCCCCCCGGCCCCUGGGGGUUACCGGUAUUAGGCUAUUAUCCUUUCUUAACGUCCAGGCCGUAUAUGAAAUUCGUAGAAUUGGCUAAAACAUAUGGAAAUAUAUUUAGUUUUCGAACAAGCGGAGGUAACUUGAUUGUGGUUGUGAAUGGUGCAAAAAAGGUAAAAGAGAUUUUUGUCAACAGAACGGAUGAAAUUAUUGGCAGGCCCAGAGGAAGCAAUUUGGUAUCUUGGUCAACAGAUGGAUUAGGAAUCACUCAAGAAGAAGGAGCAGACUGGCGUGAACAAAGGCGCUUCUUCUUGCAAACCGCCAAAACCCUGGGUUUCGGAAAGUCGGAAAUGGAAGAUUUAUUGCACGAAGAAGUGAGAGGUUUCAUUCAGGACUUACGCGAAACUAACGGUACAUCAACUGAUAUUAAGCAUUCAUUGGCAUAUGCCACAGGAAGUGUCGCAACCAGACUCUUGUUCAGUACUAAAUUUCAGAAAAAUGACCGGAGAUUUCAAGAUAUGUAUGAAGGUUUGGUGGAAUUAUUAAAACUUUUCAUCAGUAAUGUUAAUUUCCUGGUUGGACCAUACUUCGAUUUAAGUUUGUGGCUUCGGUCAGACAUGAGCAAAAUCCAACAAGGAAAAAAACACGUUUAUGAGGUUGCGAAUUUCGUCAUAGAACAACACGUAAAGUCAUUCGACGUCAACAACCCCAAGGAUCUGGUCGAUGAGUUUCUGAAGCUUAUGCACGAUGACCGAAAGAAAGGAGGAAAUUCUUUUACACACAAACGACUUCAGGCUGCAGUUAUCAACAUUUUUAUUGAUGGGGUUGAAUCUGUAACCACUGCUAUCACGCUGCUCUUACUGGAACUUAGCAAAUAUCCUGAUGCCCAAAGUAGAAUUCAAAAGGAGCUGGAUGCAAUUGUUGGGCAGGAACGCUUACCGUCCUGGUUGGAUCGCCAAAAUAUGCCAUACUUCGAAGCUGUUAUUCAGGAACUGUGGCGAUUUUCCGCCCCUGUCGCUGUCACAACGUUGUAUUCAAAUUUCAAGGAUAUGACGAUUGAUAACUACACAAUUCCGAAACGAAGCAUCUUGGUGGCCAAUCUGUGGAGUGCAAACAACGAUCCAGAACUCUACAAAAAUCCUGAAGAGUUUAAACCCGAAAGAUUUUUGAGUACUGACGGAAAAAGAGAUAAACGAGACGGACCAUAUCCGUUUGGAUUGGGCAAAAGGUCAUGCGCUGGGGAGUCUUUAGCUCAAAUGGAAGUGUUUGUGUUUUUGGGAUCAAUUCUUCAGAAUUUUUGUGUUCUUCCAGGAAAUAGUGAUCACGAACUGAGAAUGGUGCCGAGGGACUAACCAGAAGUUUCACUUUAUCAUCAGAAAAUGAAAACAUCUGCUGUAAAAUAGAUUUUACAAAUCUCUAAUAAUAAAUAAC